ACGAUUACAAACGUUUUGCACGAAGUUUCAACUGUAGAAUGCGUUUCAGUACGUUUGUAGUUCAAGGCAUGAAGUACAUUUUAUUACACUCCAAACAGAAGCUUCACGCGAUUUGUUUUCAUAAUGUUAUUAGUCAGUCAGUGGUAGCUAUCAUUCUACAACAAUUUUUACAAUUGUAAUUUUGUCGUUUGUGCAUUCAGCACAAUCAUAAAACCUGAAAAUGAUACAACGGUGUUUAGGUAAACCUUAUUUAAUUUUAUGCAUUAUUAUUGUUUGGACUUUUGUAAAUUUAUCGGAUGUGGUCGCGAGCAGCGCUCGACCGUGCUGGUGUCAAGAUGAGACAAACAACGAGGAGCCGCUUUUUCAGAUUGUUGGCAUAACGCCCAAUCGGACGAUGGCACUGCAGAAUGUCGAAUUAUUUACAAAUAUUUUGAAAUCCCCGAUUGUUGGCAACAAGAAGAUCGCCAUUGUUGGAAUCGUGGGAAAAUAUCGCGGAGGGAAAUCUACGCUGUUAAAUAUUGUGCAUCGCUAUCUGCUGUGUUUGCCAAAAAAUGUCAGCAACCAGGACAUGUCAAUGGACAGUUGGUUAUAUGAACGUGAGGAUUUCCCAUCGUGCCGCAACGUUUUUGGCACGGCAUCGACGAGUAAAGGCUUCACGAAAGGCCUUUGGAUUACUCGGCAGCCCGUCAUACUUCCGGAUGAGAAUGGCGACGAUGUUGCCGUAUUCCUCAUUGACACCCAGGGCAUGAUGGAUAACAUCAAUAACCAGGCGGCUGAAUCACCUUUGUUUUAUCUGACCAGCAUGCUUUCCUCCACCCUGAUCAUCAACACAAUGGGCGUUCUGGAUCGGCAGUUAACGGAUCUCGUGGGCAGUUUGACCUUACAAGUGACUAGUGCUAUGGCCAAAGAAAAUUUUGCGGGUGCCGGAAAAAUGUUACAGCAGUUGGUAUUCCUUGUGCGUGAUUGGGAUCUGGAGCACGAAUACGGAUGGCAUGGCGGCAAAGCAUAUCUACAGGAGUAUUUUGAAAUGGAUCAAGAGCGAUCAGCCAGCGUAUCCCAAGAACUGGAGGCCGGCUACAACAAUGUAUCUUGCUUUUUGAUGCCCAAAAUUGCAGCCAGUACCAAGAACUUGAAAAUCCUCCCUUCCAUUUUAGCCGAUGACUUUGGACCAGAAUGUGAGUCUUUCUUGGACAAUUUGUUCAAAGCACCCCAUAUACAACCUAAAAAAGUUUUUGGAAAGGCCGUCAAGGGUACACAAUUCGUUCAACAUGUGGAGCUAUAUUCCAACAUGUUUAAAAAUGGCACUCUUCAAUCUGUCGGCGAUGUUUAUUCUCUCCAGUUGGAUCUCAUGGUGCGUGAGAGCAUUGCGGCAAUCGUCAACAAAUACCGGGACGAUAUGAACGCCUUCCUCACGGAUUUGGAGGAAGUGACCGAUGAAGACUUGAUGAACAUCCACCAGUACCAUUAUGCACAGGGGCUAGUCGCUCUCCGCAACACGACUAUACUGACGCGAAAGCAGGCGAUUCUGGAGAAAGGUCUGGGCAUUUACAAUAAAACCACGAAGGCAUUGCAUGCAGAAUAUUCACGACAACAGCAAGAGAAACGAACCAUACUCAUGGAGCGUUUGCGAGGGAUAGCGCGGGCUUCAGUUGAACUGGCAAAGCAGCAGUAUCGUGCUCGCAUGGAAGAGGAUAUAGCUAAGAAUUUCUACAAUAUUCCCGAACUGAUGGAGCAGCACACCAAAUGGAAAAAUGCCAUGAAAGAAAUGUACUUGACCAACAACACCGAAAUCAAGCGAAAGUCAGAGAUCCACAACGAGGCAGUGUUUUUGUUCAAUACGGAAACAGAUCUGCUGGCUGAUGAUUUCGUGCGCACGAUUGUCCGCGAAGAAGAAGAACUGAAUAGCGCCAUUAUUGAUGCAGAACAUGAAUAUGUUAAAAUUAUGGAUGAGAGUCUUGUGGAGUUGCCGUUACCCGAGUACGUACUGCAAGAAAAGAGCAGCAAAGCCUCGCGAUCGGUGCGCAAUCGGUUCCUCCAAACUCGUGUCUUAAAGUCCAAACCGGCAACUAUUCCAUAUCACGACGAGAUGUUGGACGUUCUUUUACAAAACGAAUCGCGGAAGUAUUUUGAUGAUAAUUACAAUAAAACGGAGUCUCUACGUGCCAGUAUACCUGAGCUUACCGAAACUUUGGAACGCUUUGGCACCGCUUUACUAACAACUGGAAUCCAUGCCAUGACCUUUUCAGGUGACCCUGUAUUUACAACCGCCAGUGGUGUUAUCAGCUCUCUCGCCCAGAUUAUUCGCAUGAUUGUGUUGUUAAGCAAUGCGGAUCGUCCCGAUCCCAAGUUCCAACGGAUGAUACAGGAGUUUACCGUGUUGAACGAUCGGUUAUCCUUGGUUGAGGCCAGAAUGGUGCAGUACCAUACGAUCUCACCCAUCAAGGAGGAAUACCGGGGACAUCUGCAGGCCAUGAGCAAUAUCAAGAACAAAGUGGAUGCCAUGAUGCGUAAUUCUAACAACGCCACACGCGAUGAAUUCCUCCGCGUCUGUGAACAGUACGCACCGGACAGUAUUCUCACGUGGAUGCGUGAUCGAGUGUCGGGACAGUAUCAUAACAUCCUGGGAGAUUUCCUCUUUGAUAUCGUUCAGGGAAUCGGAUACAAUCGUACAGCAUACGGAUUAUGGAUGCAGAGUAUCAUGGCAUUAGACACCCAGACCGUAAUGUAUCGUCUAAUGUACAUGCAGCUCAGCGGGAAAUUCGACAACAGCACAAUCGCUUUUCAAACUGAAUACAUGAAAACCCAAGUGCGCAGUAUUUACGAAGCGCUAAAAGCCACCGAUGCGCAUUUAAAAGCGGCAUACCCAUCACAACAACUGCAGCAUGAUAUCAAAUCCCAGUUGCUAACGGCCAAAUCACAGGGCCUGGGUACCAACAGCGCGGCCAAGAAGCUACAGGAGUAUUUAACCACGAAAUAUCCCUGGGUCCACUGGAUGGUGGCGCUGCAUGUACAAACCUGCUACUACGAUUUCUACCGCGCUGUUGCCAUCAAGAACCCCCUUGACGCCAUGAGCGGCGUCAAAUCCGGAAUGCUCUUCGUCCCGUCGGUCGGUGACUGGAACGCCCUAGUGGCCUGGAAGAGCGAACAGGAUCUGCGGGCUACGCCCAACCGGGAACGGGAGAUGUUCAGUCUACAGCGGGAAAUUCAUACCUAUGCGCAGCAGGACCGCUGGGAGCCGACCGUUGUCCGGGGGAUUCGGAAUGCCGGGAAAUUCCUGGAAGGGGUCCUGAAGGCGCAUCUGGAUAUUGCGCGGAUGAGCUGGAGUGGCGUGGCGGUGGUGAAGAAGGAGUGCGAGUUGGUGGUGGAGGCGCCGGUGAAUGAUCGACGCUUCUUUGCCAGUUUUACCGAGGGCUAUGAGUGCACGUUCGCCAAGAUGCCGUUUGUCUGUGGAUGGAUUGUGAUGUCGGGGGAAGCGCAUAUUAUUGUGUUUCCGGAAGCGGAUCCGAAUUCGGAUGCGUAUCUUAAUGAGGAGACGAGUGUUAUUAUUCAUCCUGCAGUAAAUGUUAAUUAAUCGCUAAGUUCUUAUUGUUAGCUUUGGUUGCCGUGAAGAGUUUUUGUCGUGAUGCAUAUAUAUAGCAAAGAUAUGUUAAAGGGAGGGCUGUCCACAGACAGGUAAAUUAUGAGAUAAGCAGAAUUUUGUAAAUAAAGUCAGACAUUUUGGUAC
Paramacrobiotus metropolitanus is the source of this 3724-nucleotide messenger RNA. RefSeq lists its product as uncharacterized. Gene Ontology annotation, molecular function: GTPase activity; GTP binding. NCBI's taxonomy places the organism in Eukaryota, Metazoa, Tardigrada, Eutardigrada, Parachela, Macrobiotidae. The coding region runs from base 221 to 3571 and encodes 1116 amino acids. The record is from RefSeq and is a predicted model, not a curated record. The transcript has 14 exons.